This is a messenger RNA of Astyanax mexicanus (Mexican tetra), 2830 nucleotides long. It is a transcript of the gene p2ry10, whose product is annotated as P2Y receptor family member 10. Gene Ontology annotation, cellular component: membrane. The coding region runs from base 282 to 1298 and encodes 338 amino acids. Gene Ontology annotation, biological process: positive regulation of Rho protein signal transduction; phospholipase C-activating G protein-coupled receptor signaling pathway. Gene Ontology annotation, molecular function: G protein-coupled receptor activity. NCBI's taxonomy places the organism in Eukaryota, Metazoa, Chordata, Actinopteri, Characiformes, Acestrorhamphidae. The transcript has 3 exons. The record is from RefSeq and is a predicted model, not a curated record.
UCAUGCACGCUCUAUAUCUGAGCUGCAGUUUCAGUCUCAUUCUCAGCCAUGUGACGCAGCAGUGAGCUCUCACUGCUCCAGCUCUGAACAGCACGGCAUCACUGCAGCGGCUCACAGCUCAGAUCUUACCCAGGGUACUUCCUCCUAUAGUGCAGGAGAGGUGAGCUUCAGAGAGGACACCUCAACCACGUCUGACACCGGCAGCACUGGAAGAAGCCUCAGAACCGACCCCUGCAGACACCUUCAGUUAUCCCUGUGAUAAAUGACGCUGGUGCGCCACGAUGGACUCUCACAAUGCCUCAAGCUCUGGGGGCAACACAUCUUACCCCUCGGUGAACUGUUCCUACAACAUGACUGCCUGGAACGAAGGCAUGUAUGGGCUCUACACCUACUUCUAUCUGAUCAUCUUCAUCCCAGGCUUGCUCGGAAACAGCGUCGCUCUCUGGGUGCUGUGUCGCUUUAUACGCAAAAAGACCAAAGCCAUCAUCUUUAUGAUCAACCUGGCCGUGGCUGACCUGGCUCAUGUGCUUUCGCUGCCGCUGCGCAUUUACUACUACUCCACCCACACCUGGCCGUUCGGAAAAGGGCUGUGCUUGUUCUGCUUCUACCUGAAGUAUCUCAACAUGUAUGCCAGCAUCGCCUUCCUGGUGUGCAUCAGCCUCCAGCGCUGCAUCUUCCUGAUGCACCCGUUCUGCGCCAAGAGCUGGAAGCGGCGCUACGAUGUCCGCAUCAGCGUGGUGGUGUGGAUUGUGGUGGGACUCUGCUGUUCUCCGUUCAUUCUGAUGAGGACCAACUCGGACUCGGCGAAGACAUCCGGCUGCUUUAAAGACUUGCCCACGCGGAAGCUGGGUCUGGGCACGGCUAUCACAAUAAUGACCUUCGGGGAGCUGCUGGGCUUCGUGACCCCGCUGACCAUCAUCGGCUUCAGCUCCUACUUCAUUAUUCGCUCGCUGCAGCAAAGCGUUCGGGCCGGACACUCGGUCAACGAUAAGAAAAGAGCCCUGCGCAUGGUGCUGGUGUGCACGGGGGUGUUCCUCUUCUGCUUCGCCCCGUAUCACAUCAACUUCCUGUUAUACAUGAUGGUCUCGCAGGACCUAAUCACGCAGUGCACGGUCAAGCAGGUGAUCCUGCAGUUCCACCCCAUCUCUCUCUGCGUGGCCAGCGUUAACUGCUGCUUAAACCCACUCAUCUACUACUUCCUCACCACAGAGUUCCAGCAGCAGCUCAGCCGCCAGGGCAGCUCAGUGCUGAGGGGUCGACUGAUGAGCCUGGAGAGCACCUCCUCCUAUAAAGAAUGAACUCUCUCGCCUGAUGUAGAUAAAUUUAGGGUGUUUUCACACUAGCAUUCUUCAUUUUAUUCGAGUAUCAACCUCCGAUCCUCCGUAUCGACCUGUGUUCCUCUGCAGGUGCGGAAGCUAGGAAGCUAGGAAGCUAUCCGCUCCCUGCGCUAUGUGUGGGGUUGCGUGCAUGGGUCAUUUUGCAACAUGACUGCUUCAGUGCAUCGCAUUAUUUUCAAUCCUUUUAAUCAGUAUAUACCUAAUGAAACCACACUUUCAUAGGGCUAAAGCAAAGUUACUAUAAAACGUCAGCAAACGACAAAGCUUUUGCGAACCUAUCUGCAAAAAAAAAGUGAUGCAUGAAAUUGGGCAAUUGGUUGCCGGUUUGGAUUAAGCUCUUGAGAAAAAAAUUUAGUGAUCGCAUCAACUCAACUGUGCACUGUGGAGCUUGAAUUAGGGGCGUGUCACUGUGUCUUUGCUAUCGUAACAACAGGAAAAGUACACCUUGUGCAAUUUAUAAAGAACAAAAGGUAUGUACUAAUUUUUGCAAUAAACCGAUCAGCAUGUCCCUUGCCAUUGCCUUUAAAAGCCAGGCGCUCUUUGACUUUGGCGGAUUGCUAUUUCAGGGGCGCAGCUACCUGGACAUGUCCAACGCUUCUCAGCAGAGGAAACUGACCUGCUCAUUCAUUUAGUUUAUUGUUGAUGUAAAUGUUGGGUUUGUGCACUGCUGCAUGUCCAUGUUUGCAUAACAAGCAUAACAAACAUCUGUCUAGGUUCAUUUCAGUCAGUGGCUUACCUGAGUUUUUCAUUGUCAAGAUAGCAAUACGCCUCAUUUAGGGAUCACCACGCCCAUCGGAGUAGAUGUACUGUAUGUUCAAAAGCAACUUUGCUAUUUAAACGAGGCUCCUGUUUGUAAAAGCAAACCAGUGAUAAUGAGCUCCUCCCCAAAACAAAACCCAAACUGGUUCUGGGUGUGAACUCAUUUAUUCACGACAAGUAUGAAAACACCCUCACCCUUUUAGGUAUGAAUUAGCAGCCCACACUGUGGUUUCUUCUACUUUAUCUUCUUGAUGCACUCAUUCUGCACUAGUCGGUGCAGGUUGCACUAUAAACUGAAGGAUGUCUGAAGGUAAGGUCUGAAGUUUUACAAUAAAAAGAAAAAGAACAAAAAAAUAUUUUUAGGUAGAAUUACGCACCCACAAUGCAGGGCAUUAACAUGUGUUUUUGAAUUGGACCGUAUCUGAAUAUGUAUAUAUAUUUUGACUUAUUGACAUUAUCUUUACAUCAUAUCAUCAAGACAUGGCAGCAGUGUGAACAGAUUACAGCUCUGGAAAAAAAUAAAUUAAGAGAUCACUUCAGUUUCUGAAUCAGUUCCUCUUAUUUUGCUAUUUAUAGGUAUAUGUUUGAGUUUUAUUCUAUAAACUACAGACAACGUUUCUCCCAAAUUCCAAAUAUAAAUAUUGCCAUUUAGAGCAAAAUGUCAGACCUUAAAUAAUGCAAAGAAAACAAGUUCAUAUUCAUAAAGUUUUAAGAGUUCAGAAAUCAAUAUUAGG